Molecule: messenger RNA, 282 nt
Organism: Arctia plantaginis
Lineage: Eukaryota; Metazoa; Arthropoda; Insecta; Lepidoptera; Erebidae
Source: the annotation of a GenBank genome assembly
AUGGAGAGUCAUAUGAAUGACACAGUAGAGGUUGUGGUUGAAGAGAGGGCACCAGACAAAGAUAUAGAAAAGAAUACAAGUGUUGAAGAGGAAAGUUCAAUGAGCAUUGAAGACAAUGAGAGAUCAGUCAGAGAAGAUCCAACAUAUAUUGCAAGCGAUUCGUCAAGUGAUCAGGAUGACGAAUAUAGUGAGUGCUUAAUAACAGAUGACAGUUUGGUUGCUACUCAGAAUGAUGCUGUCAUUCAAGAAAAGAAGCGAGUUCGUCGUGUACCAGAGAGAUGA